AAUUUCCGACCAAAACAAUCAACUAGCUCGUCUCGGAUGUGAAUUUUUAAUAAAAAUCCUCGAAAAAUGUCCUCGCACGAGUAUAAAUCGGCUCUUAGGAAGCUAGAACCUCAAGUUGCUGUUCGAGAUUGUCUUUUAAAGGUUGAGUCUUUAGUUUUCAACACCGCUCGCGGCAAACAAGAGUUAAUGAUGUCUCUGAUCUCGGAAUUUAUCUUUUACGAGCACACCCAGCACCCGAUGUCGUCUCUACAGGAGUUUUAUUUGGUCCUGGAGCUCUCAAAUUACUUCUCAAAAGCCUCGUUAGCGGAACAGACCGGAAAUGCGGUGUUUAUUCUCUUAUUUGGCGGCUCAAUAUCGCCCGCGAGGAUCAAUGUCCUCACAAAAUUGACUUCCACGGCGAUUUCAGCUCAACUCUCGCAAGUUCUGAACUGCGUUGGGACUUUGAUGCAACAAGUUGGCUUCUCGUCGUUAACCAGCAUCGAGUUGGCGAAGAGUUUAGUUCAAGAUUUUGUAGUUUUUUCGAGCAAAGCCUCGACGCAACUCACAGAAUUGCCCAAAAUCACGCCGCGUUUCGCUUGUAACUUCAUGACGGCCGUUACUUGCUUGUAUCUGAUCGAAGCGACGCAAAAAUCUCCCUUACUUGAACCUCCUUCGUUACUUUUGGAGCUCUUUACGUCGUGGAUCACGGAAAAUCCGAGCCUGUGUCUUGCUUCGCAACAACCUUUGAUGCUGCCAACUGGGAUGUUAUCGAUGCCCAAUGAAACUCCCUUCGCCGGACUCAUCAGAUGGAGUUGCGUGUCAGCCUUAAUUAGCACAAAAGAAAUUUACAGCAAACUUCAUCUUUCGCUGUUGCAAAGUUUGUUGCAAGCGAAACCUCUUGCCGGGCCUCCAGUUGCCUUAAAUGCCCAACAUUUGCAACUGAUUGUCACAAUUUUGCAAUAUCGCAUGGAGGAAUUGGGCAAAGCGGCGGAAAAAAGUGAAGCGGUGCAACUUAGUAUGGAAAGAUUCGCGCAAUGUAUUCAAGUAGCGAUCGCAAGUCAAUGUAUUUACGGGAAUAUUCCACAAUUGAUGAUGAGAUUGGAGACGCUGAGACCGACGAAUCAAUUGAUGCACAUCGUUAUCAGUAAUUAUAAGAAGUAAGGAGUGAAUAAAACGUGAUUUUUUAA
Messenger RNA from Culicoides brevitarsis, 1166 nucleotides. Its product is annotated as integrator complex subunit 15. The coding region runs from base 67 to 1140 and encodes 357 amino acids. The record is from RefSeq and is a predicted model, not a curated record. NCBI's taxonomy places the organism in Eukaryota, Metazoa, Arthropoda, Insecta, Diptera, Ceratopogonidae. The transcript is spliced from 2 exons.